UUUUUCUUUCACUACGUUCAAUAUCGCUUUGAUCGCAUUGCAAUAUAUUUCAGUACAAUAAUAUAGUUUCAUUAUUCCGUACAAAAGCUUCACGAGUAUUCAUUGAGUUCCACUUCUUUCUCUUCUCCUUAUCUUUUUCAACACAUUGUUCAUACACUAGUACAAAAAUAAACAAUUAUCAACAGAAUUUUUCGGCUUGAAGAUGCGUUACAACAAAACGGACAUAGCACUAGUCAAUCCGGUCCUUUCAGUUGCGUGGCUGCAUUCUGACUGUCCGCUCAGACUAACGCUGCUCAGAUUAAAGGUUCAUUAAUUAUGCACCGUCCAUGUGGCUUCCGAUCAAGGCGGUUCCACAUAUUCAAUGGAUAUAUUUUUUUCUAGCGAGCAAACUUUUCAGCAAAAUGAAAAGUAUUAACAAGUUACAGCCGUUUCACCAUUAUCGUAACUUUUUUUUGUGGAGUUCUAGCUCUUCUCUUAUAGACCCUUAAGAAAUUUUACACACAUGUCGCAGUCGCAAUUCUUCAUCAAUUUACGCAUACGUGGACGUAGUAUAAGCGAUAGUGUAUGCAAUAGAAAAGAGACAGAAACACGUACAAACGAAGGCGGUAGAUAUUUCUGCUGAUGGAUAUGGAUAGUCAUUUGUGCGUUCCCGCGAUAAUAAUUUAUUUAAUCGCUUCUUUCGGCAUUAAAACGCUCCAACAAUAUGAUAAUACAUGUGUGCGCAUCAUGUUCUUGUUCUCGUUCUAAUAUUCACGAGCAUUAGCUAAACAAGAGUUUUCUUUACAUGGCAUGCACGAUAACUUGUUGCAGACGUGGGAGUGAGUUUUCCUUCAGAAAGAGACACAGUAUCCUUUAGACCUUAGACAUGAAACGUUCAAGCGGGUAUAAUGAUUUCGAAUGGGCCGUCGGUAUAAAUCGGUUUAUGUUAAGAGUCGUCGGUUUAUGGCCGCCAGACAAUCAUGGCGCUCGUGCAACAGUGGACUCGAAGUUUCGGAUACUGUGCAGUUUUAUCACCUUAUUUAUCGUAUUGACAAUACCGGCUUUAAUAUCACUGAUAAAAGUAUGGGGUGACAUGACUUUAAUGAUAGAAAAUAUGCAAUACACUCUACCAAUUCUGGGUGCGGUAUUUAAAAUUUGCAUUAUCUCGCAAAAACAAGCAGAUUUACUACCCUUAGUUGAAAUGAUUGAAAGAGACUGGGUAAAACCGAAGUCGGAAGAGGAGCGAGGCGUGAUGCUGAGGCGUGCAAGGACUGUACGCGCGAUUGCCAUGUGUGGUUUGUUCUCGACAAUUUUGACAAUAAUAAGUGUCUUUAGUUUUACGUGUUUUGAACUGAUAUUCAAGCACGUGACGAACCUAACUAAUUCCGGAAGGUCUUUGCCCAUACCAUUAGACUAUUUGCACGAUAUUUCCAAGAGCCCGCAAUACGAAUUGACGCUGGCGGCGCAACUAUUCGCGGUUGUUACAAGUUGUUGUUCUUAUACGGCAGUCGAUUAUUUUCUUGGAUUGUUAGUUUUGCACGUAUGCGGCCAACUGGAGAACUUAUAUUUGAGACUGACACGUAUGGAAAAGUACACGGACUUCAGUACAGCUUUAAAGCACAACGUCCAGGAUCAUGUCCGCUUAAUCAGAUCUAUCAAAAUUAUUGAUCAUACAUUUGAUUCAAUGCUUCUUGUACUACUACUCCAUUUUGCCAUAUUAUUCUGCUUUCAAGGAUUUCUCAUAGUUGACGUUGUUAAUCGAAAGGGCCAAUUAUCAAUGAUACAAUUAAUUUGGUUCGUCGCAGCUAUCGUGUAUGCUCUGAUACAUAUGUGCCUUUAUUGCGUUGUCGGCGAAAUACUCGUAAUACAAUAUGAGAAAAUACAUCAGGCCACAUACGAAUAUCCGUGGUAUAAUAAGGAAUCAAAAGUAGCAAAAAACUUGAUACUAAUCAUGCUUUGCGCGAGUAAACCACUUCUCAUCACUGCCGGAAAGAUAUUUCCUAUGACGAUGGCGACGUUUUGCAACUUGUUGAAAACUUCAGCAGGUUACAUAUCGAUUUUACUUGCCAAUCAAAACUGAUAAAUAUAUUUUGUGCUGAGAGUACAAUUCUUUAGUAAUAAUAUAGUAUAUA
Harpegnathos saltator (Jerdon's jumping ant) is the source of this 2111-nucleotide messenger RNA. RefSeq names its product odorant receptor Or2-like. Gene Ontology annotation, biological process: sensory perception of smell; detection of chemical stimulus involved in sensory perception of smell. The transcript is spliced from 7 exons. Gene Ontology annotation, molecular function: odorant binding; olfactory receptor activity. Bases 866 to 2059 code for a protein of 397 amino acids. Gene Ontology annotation, cellular component: plasma membrane. The record is from RefSeq and is a predicted model, not a curated record. NCBI's taxonomy places the organism in Eukaryota, Metazoa, Arthropoda, Insecta, Hymenoptera, Formicidae.